ACGCCCGUCUCCACGUGUCUCUCUCCGCAGAUUAGAUCCCACCCGCAGUUUGGCGACCUGUGCCAGAGGGCCACGGCCACGUCCUGCUGCCCCAGCUGGACGCUGGGGAAUUACAUCGCCGUCCUCAACAACAGGUCGUCCUGCCAGAAGAUCGUGGAGCGAGACGUGUCUCACACCCUGAAGCUGCUGCGCGCAUGCGCCAAGCACUACCACAACGGCACCCUGGAGCCCGACUGCUGGGACGCAGGCGCCAGGAGGAAGGGGCAGCUCAAGUGCACGGGCGUGCCACGCAAGUGCACCAGGUACAAUGCCGUGUAUCAGAUCCUGCACUACUUGGUGGACAAGGACUUCCUGCCCCUGAAGGCAGCUGACCCCGCCGCACCGGCACUCAAGUACAGCAUGCUGUUCUCUCCCACGGAGAAGGGGGAGAGCAUGAUGGACAUUUACCUGGACAACUUCGAGCCCUGGAACGGCUCAGAUGGCGUCACCACCGUCGCCGGCAUCGAAUUCGGCAUCAAACACAGCCUGUUCCAGGACUACCUCCUCACGGACACCGCAUACCCGGCCAUCGCGGUCCUGCUGGUCCUCCUGGUCAUGUGCGCCUACACCAGGUCCCUGUUCAUCACGCUGAUGACCAUGUUCGCUGUCAUCAGCUCCCUCAUCGUUUCCUAUUUUCUCUACCGCGUGGUGUUCAACUUUGAGUUCUUCCCUUUCAUGAACCUCACCGCACUUGUUAUUCUGGUUGGAAUUGGCGCUGAUGACGCGUUUGUCCUGUGUGAUGUGUGGAGCUACACCAAGUUCGACCGGCCGCACGCGGCGACCACGGAGACGGUGGGUGUCACUCUGCAGCACGCGGCGCUGUCCAUGUUUGUCACCAGCUUCACCACGGCCGCCGCCUUCUAUGCCAACUACGUGAGCAACAUCACCGCCAUCCGCUGCUUCGGCGUGUACGCGGGGACCGCCAUCCUGGUGAACUAUGUGCUGAUGGUUACGUGGCUCCCGGCCGUUGUCGUCCUGCACGAGCGCUACCUCCUCAACAUGUUCAGCUGCUUCAAGAAGCCACCGCAGCAGGUCUACGAGGGCAAGAGCUGCUGGACUGUGGCCCGCCGGACGUGCCACAGAGCACUGUUUGCCAUUUCAGAAGCAUCGCGCAUUUUUUUUGAGAAGGUGUUGCCGUGCAUCGUUAUUAAGUUCCGCUACCUUUGGCUGCUGUGGUUCCUGGCUCUGACUGUGGGCGGGGCCUAUGUCGUAUGCGUGAACCCCAAGAUGAAGCUGCCCUCCCUGGAGCUGUCUGAGUUUCAGCUGUUCAGGCCUUCCCACCCCUUUGAGCGCUACGACGCUGAGUACAAGAAGCUCUUCAUGUUUGAGCGCGUCCACCGUGGCGAGGAGCUGCACAUGCCCAUCACUGUGGUCUGGGGCGUGUCCCCAGAAGACAACGGCGAUCCCCUGAACCCCAAGAGUAAAGGGAAGCUGGCGUUGGACGGCAGCUUUAACAUCGCAAGCCCGGCUUCCCAGGUCUGGAUCUUGCACUUCUGUCAGAAACUGAGAAACCAGACUUUCUUCUACCAGACGGGGGAACAGGACUUCACCAGCUGCUUCAUCGAGACGUUCAAGCAGUGGAUGGAGAACCAGGACUGCGACGAGCCCGCCCUGUACCUGUGCUGCCGGCGCUGGAGCUUCCCCUACAAGCAGGAGGUCUUCGAGCUGUGCAUCAAGAGGGCCAUCAUGGAGCUGGAGAGGGGUACGGGCUACCAUCUGGACAGCAAGACCCCGGGGCCGCGGUUCGAUGUUAACGACACCAUCCGGGCGGUGGUGCUGGAGUUCCAGAGCACCUACCUCUUCACGCUGGCCUAUGAGAAGAUGCACCAGUUCUAUGAGGAGGUGGACGCCUGGAUCUCCCGGGAGCUGAGCUCUGCCCCCGAGGGCCUCAGCAACGGCUGGUUCGUCAGCAAUCUGGAGUUCUACGACCUCCAGGAUAGCCUGUCCAACGGCACGCUCGUUGCCAUGGGGCUGUCCGUGGCCGUGGCCUUCAGUGUUAUGCUGCUUACCACCUGGAACGUCAUCGUAAGCCUGUACGCCAUCAUGUCUAUCGCCGGGACCAUAUUUGUCACCGUCGGCGCCCUCGUCCUGCUGGGCUGGGAGCUGAACGUCCUGGAGUCUGUCAUCAUUUCCGUGGCCGUUGGCCUGUCCGUGGACUUUGCCGUCCACUACGGGGUUGCUUACCGCCUGGCCCCGGAUGCCGACCGGGAGGGGAAGGUGAUCUUCUCCCUGAGCCGCAUGGGCUCCGCCAUUGCCAUGGCCGCCCUGACCACCUUUGUGGCCGGGGCCAUGAUGAUGCCAUCCACGGUUCUGGCAUACACCCAGCUGGGCACCUUCAUGAUGCUCAUCAUGUGCGUCAGCUGGGCCUUUGCCACCUUCUUUUUCCAGUGCAUGUGCCGCUGCCUCGGGCCGCAGGGCACCUGUGGGCAGAUUCCACUCCCCAGGAAGCUCCGGUGCAGUGCCUUCUCCCACGCCCUGUCUGUGACCCCUGUCGACAAGGGGCAGAGCAAAACACAUGCCGUGAAUGCGUAUCAUUUAGACCCCAGGGCCCAGAAACCCGACGUGGAGCACGAGUUUUAUGAAUUAGAGCCUCUGACGUCCCACAGCUGCACCGCAUCUGGGAAGGCGGCUUAUGAGGAGACCCACAUGUGCUCUGAGUUUUUCGGCGGCCAGGCCAAGAGUCUGGGGCUGCCCGUGCACGCCACUUACAGUCCAAGCUCCAGACACGAAGCCAGCUCCGCCUCCUUCCCGCCCGCUCUCGAGCAGCACACCCUGUGUCACUUCUUCUCUCUCAGUCAGAGGUGUGGUUGCCCAAACGCCUACAGACACCUGAGCCCCAGCCCGCACGUGUGCCAGCAGGCAGGUGACGGCCUGUGCCCCCGAUGCGCCGCCGCCGCCACCAGCAGCAGCUUAGUGCACGUGCAGAAGGGCGUGGCGCCCCUGCAGGCCGCACAGCAGGCCCCCGAAGGCUUCAUGUGCGCCGUCCCACACAUCUGCCACUGCGCCUGCCUGCAGGGCAGAGCCAGACGGCCGGGAGCACAGAGUCCUCUGCCCACAGGCCUCUUCCUCCACCCGGUGCAGCACGGGCAGGCCCAGGAGAAAGGCGGCAAGGCCAGCGCCCACGGCACCCAGGGCACGGGAGAGCCCAGUCCACAGACGCCGGAGCCGCCGUCCUUUGUCCGCAGAAGCCCCGGGUCCUUGCGAAAACCGAACUGCUGUGAUCCCGAAAACAGCCAAAGGGGACUCUCCAGAAACAGAGAGCUCGGGAACAUGGAGGGCAGUGGAGGGGCCUUGAAGAAGGGCUCGGGGCUGGGGGCUCAGGCGGACGAGGCAGAUAGGAAAGCAGAGCCAUGCCUGUCACAGGACUCGGAACAUUCAAAUCAGAAAGAACCGAAACCCAUAUUUAACCGUGGCACGGGGGACACCCGGUGCUGCCCUAAUGACCCCCAGAGCUGUGGCCGAGGGGUCCGGCUGACGUGCGGUUCUGCGGGCCGUCAGAUGCCAGAGCUUGAAGCCAAUGGGCCCCCUGCGCUGACACACUCGGAACUUUCUGGUGAAAGUUUGUUAAUAAAAACACUUUAAUAAAUAUAGUGUUAAAUUCAGAA
Molecule: messenger RNA, 3644 nt
Organism: Leptonychotes weddellii (Weddell seal)
Lineage: Eukaryota; Metazoa; Chordata; Mammalia; Carnivora; Phocidae
Source: RefSeq, a predicted model, not a curated record